AUGUCUCCCUCUGAACAUGGCCCCGUCAGCGUGUUAUUCGUCUGCCUAGGCAAUAUCUGCCGGUCACCUAUGGCCGAGGGUGUCUUCCGUAACGUUGCCGAGGGCAACCCCAUCAUCGGCGAGAUCGACUCGGCCGGCACAGGCGCCUACCACACCGAUGAACCCCCGGAUUCCCGGACAAUGUCGACUCUGCGCCGCCACGGCAUAACCAACUACACCCACGCCGCCCGCAAGGUCAACCGAGAUGACUUCCUCAAGUUUGACUACCUGAUGGCCAUGGACAAAUAUAACCUGCGGGAUCUGCUAGAUGAGAGAGACUACGUGAUUUCGAUGCUGCGGAAGAAGACCGAUGCCAAGUCUUCGGCGAAAAGCACCCGCGCGGCCAAGGAUGCUGAGAUUAGUGCCCAUGGCGAGGACGCGAAGGUCGCCGAGGUGCGCUUAUUCGGUGACUUUGGAAAAGGUGGCAAGCUGCAUGAUCGUGCGGGUGGGGGUGAAGUCGUCAAGGACCCUUACUAUGGAGGUGCUAAUGGGUUCGAAGAGGUUUACCAGCAAGUAGUCCGGUUUUCCCAGGGCUUCUUGGAGUACCUCGAGAAGAAGUAA
This is a messenger RNA of Penicillium maclennaniae, 600 nucleotides long. RefSeq names its product tyrosine protein phosphatase LTP1 (gene ltpA). Gene Ontology annotation, biological process: protein dephosphorylation. Gene Ontology annotation, molecular function: protein tyrosine phosphatase activity. The record is from RefSeq and is a predicted model, not a curated record. The transcript has 2 exons. The coding region runs from base 1 to 600 and encodes 199 amino acids. NCBI's taxonomy places the organism in Eukaryota, Fungi, Ascomycota, Eurotiomycetes, Eurotiales, Aspergillaceae.